Salvia splendens (bonfire salvia) is the source of this 1812-nucleotide messenger RNA. RefSeq names its product histidinol-phosphate aminotransferase, chloroplastic-like. The transcript has 10 exons. NCBI's taxonomy places the organism in Eukaryota, Viridiplantae, Streptophyta, Magnoliopsida, Lamiales, Lamiaceae. The record is from RefSeq and is a predicted model, not a curated record. Gene Ontology annotation, biological process: L-histidine biosynthetic process. Gene Ontology annotation, molecular function: L-histidinol-phosphate:2-oxoglutarate transaminase activity; pyridoxal phosphate binding. The coding region runs from base 162 to 1433 and encodes 423 amino acids.
UUUAUACUAUUUUCAGAAAUAAUCUGAAACGACAAAAUUAAGCAAUAAAAUAAGGAAGUUCUAAUGGAUAGUUUGUGUUGUCGUAAGUGGCUACUUUUAGGGUUCACAAGAGCAGCGACAUCCACCACUAACAAAUCAAGUUGGAGAGAAAUCGAUCAUACAUGGGCGUGCUCGAGUUGCUCUGCAAGACUUCAUCUCUUUGUGUAGACAGACCGAUUCCCAGCCCCGAUUGUGGUUCAUUUCUCAAGCGGAGUAGAAUUACAUUUAUGACCCCGCCGGCCUCCUCCUCCUCCUCCGCCGUUUCGGUAACUGAGGACAGCCCAAAGGAAGGAGGCGGCAAGCUGACUGGGGAUUCAUUUAUACGGCCGCAUCUCCGUAAAUUGUCCCCAUACCAACCUAUUCUCCCCUUCGAGGUGUUGUCUACUCGUCUCGGUAGAAAACCUGAGGAAAUUAUCAAAUUAGAUGCGAAUGAAAAUCCAUAUGGUCCGCCUCCAGAGGUUUUUGAGGCUUUGGGCUCUUUGAGAUUCCCUUAUAUUUAUCCCGAUCCUGAAAGCCGGAGAUUACGAGCUGCUUUGGCGAAAGAUUCUGGUCUUGAAGCUGACUAUAUUCUCGCUGGCUGUGGUGCAGACGAACUUAUUGAUUUGAUAAUGCGAUGUGUUUUAGAACCGGGUGACAAAAUUUUGGACUGUCCACCAACUUUCACUAUGUAUGAGUUUGACGCAGCUGUUAAUGGUGCACUUGUAGUCAAGGUUCCUAGGAAGCCCGACUUCAGCCUGGAUGUGCAUAGAACAUUUGAAGUUGUUGAGCAGGAGAAACCAAAGUGUAUAUUCCUCACCUCGCCUAACAAUCCUGAUGGAAGCAUUAUUGACGAUGAAACUCUUGUGAAAAUACUUAGUCUGCCAAUAUUAGUUGUGCUGGAUGAGGCAUAUAUUGAAUUUGCGGGACUUAAAUCUAAGAUGACAUGGGUUAAGAAGUAUGAGAAUCUAAUUGUCCUCCGGACAUUUAGCAAAAGAGCUGGUCUAGCCGGCCUUCGAAUUGGAUAUGGAGCAUUUCCAUUGAGCAUUAUUGAAUACCUUUGGAGGGCCAAGCAGCCAUAUAACGUGUCAGUAGCAGCUGAAAUUGCAGCAUGUGCUGCAUUAGAGAAUCCUACCUAUCUAGAGAAUGUGAAAAUAGCUUUGGUGGAAGAGCGUGAGAGGCUUUUCAAGCUUUUGAAAGAAGUGCCAUUUCUAAAUCCAUAUCCAAGCUACUCCAAUUUCAUUCUUUGUGAGGUGACAACUGGAAGAGAUGCUAAGAAACUGAAGGAAGACCUCGCAAAAAUGGGUAUCAUGAUUCGUCACUACAGUAACAAAGAAUUAGCCGGUUAUGUCCGUGUAUCCGUAGGCAAGCCAGAGCAUACUGAUGCUCUAAUGGAGGGUAUGAAGCGCCUUUAUUAAUCUUCUGCAAGCAUACCUUUGUGAGUGAACUACGGCGGGCAGUCGUGUAGAAAUUCAAUCCAAUUGUGUAAAAGCACUCAGGUGAGCCCUAGUGGCAGAUUUUGUUAAAUUAAAUUCCAAUUCCAAUUCCAAUUCCAUUUCCCUUUCACAAUAGUCAUCUCUUAAAAGGAGGCGCAGGUUUGUUGAAUCAAGCUAUUUUCCUCUUUUUCACUAGUGCUUAAUGCGCAGAUAUUCUCUGAACAGGGGAGAAACUGAAGAAUAAAACUGGGAAAAAAGUUUAUAUAAUUCGAUGGUGGUUUUAUUUAAAGUCGUUGAAUGUGCUGUUGUAAUUAAACUUGAAAUAUGGUAAGAAGACUUUUUAUGAUUCCUCUUUUCUUUA